AACAACAAUCAUGUCAACCAACAGCGCAAAGCAGCCAUUAAAAUCUAUAAAUACCCAUACAAGAAUAGAUAACAAGAAAACAAAACAAUACGAUACAAAACAAGAAAAGAAAAGAAUUCAAUCAUCCUAACUUAUUUUUUUCUGAUAAAAUUUCUUCAUCUUUAACAUAUAUUCAAGGGUUUCGAUGGCAAGUCAUGAUGAGUUUAGGUUGGUGUCAUCCGCAAUAGCUCAUGAAGGAAAAUUACCAAGGAAGUUUACAGCAGAAGGACAAGGAGCAUCAAAGAAGAUGUCAUCACCACCACUAGAAUGGCAUAACGUACCCGAUGGUACUAAAAGUUUAGCCAUAGUUGUUCAAGAUCUUGAUUCAGACGUAAUACCUUGGACUGCUUGGGUUGUUAUUAACAUACCACCUUCACUGAAAGGUUUGCCUGAAGGAUUCUCAUGUAAAGGUGAAGAAUUAGGUGGUGACUAUGCUGAGAUUCAGGAAGGUAAUAAUGAUCAGAAGGUUCCUGGUUGGUGUGUGCCUAUGUUGCCGGAACCUGGACACAGGUUCGAAUUCAAGAUUUAUGCCUUGGAUGAUUUGAUGCAUCUUGGUAACAAGGUAACCAAGGAGAAGCUGAUUGAUGCAGUUGAAGGGCAUGUGCUUGGCGAAGCUGUUCUCCUCUCCAUUUUCUGAUCGAUGUUUUUUUUUUACUUUUAUGUCGAAAAGGAACCAAAGGAGCAGUUAGUUUCCAUGGUGCUGCUUUUGUUUGAAGAGUUGUUUCAUUCAUUGUAAUAUAUGUUUGUGCAAUGAUGAUUGAAUAGCAGGGUUGGUGAUCUUUACUCAAAAAUAAUAAUAAAAUUUUUGCUUAAUAGAA
Papaver somniferum (opium poppy) is the source of this 857-nucleotide messenger RNA. Its product is annotated as UPF0098 protein TC_0109-like. The coding region runs from base 185 to 676 and encodes 163 amino acids. The transcript has a single exon. NCBI's taxonomy places the organism in Eukaryota, Viridiplantae, Streptophyta, Magnoliopsida, Ranunculales, Papaveraceae. The record is from RefSeq and is a predicted model, not a curated record.